UUGGAAACCCUGCAAAGAACUGACUUGUCUAAAAAAGGGGGAAAAAGCUGUUAUGGCUUCUUUAGGGUUGCAGAUUCUGGGUGUUGGGUUGGCUGUGCUGGGAUGGAUUGGAAACAUACUGAUCUGCAUGCUGCCCUUGUGGAAGGUAUCUGCUUUCAUUGGAAAUAACAUUGUGGUGGCUCAAACCAUUUGGGAAGGACUCUGGAUGAGCUGUGUGGUGCAAAGCACCGGCCAGAUGCAGUGCAAGGUCUACGAUUCCCUGUUGGCCCUGCCUCCAGACCUCCAGGCAGCUCGAGCCAUGAUCGUCAUCUCCAUCCUGUUUUCUUUGUUUGGCCUGCUGCUUUCUGUGGUUGGAGGUAAAUGCACCACCUGUGUUGGGGACAAAAUGGCAAAAGCCAGAGUUGCCAUCUCUGCAGGCUUUUUCUUCAUCCUGAGUGGGGCUCUGUGUCUUGUGACUGUGUCGCUGCCUGCUAAUACCAUCAUAAAGGACUUUUACAACCCCAUGGUUCCAGAUGCUCAGAGGAGAGAGCUGGGUGCCUGUUUGUACGUGGGCUGGGGCGCAGCAGGGUUACUACUGAUUGGUGGUUCACUUCUCUGUUGUCAGUGCCCAUCAGGAGACAACCGCUACAGUGGUGCGAAGUACUCGGCACCUAAAUCAACAACACCCGGCAAGGAAUUUGUCUAAGAUUGCAUUGCAUGACAUGAGAAGUGGAUGAACAUGACCUCUUUCACAAAGAGUACAAACCUGUUUCUUAUCACAGUGUAUGCAUAGUGCAGGUGUGACUAACACUAUGGCCUUUUGUCUGUCAAAGUGUGUGUGAUGUUAGAGUACUGCAGGAUUGGUGUGCUGGGUUUUUUUUUUUUCUAACUCUUAUAUUAAAGUUCUUUAAGUGAUUUUAACCAAUAAACAGUUUAUUGCCACAUGUAAUUUUUUAAUUGUAGUUAUUCUGCUUAAUUCAGUAAGAUGUUUUGGGAUCUGAUUCCCCACCUCCACCACCAUCAGCAGAUCGACCACUCUGGUAGUUGUUUUUACAAUUCAGACUUG
Molecule: messenger RNA, 1045 nt
Organism: Neolamprologus brichardi
Lineage: Eukaryota; Metazoa; Chordata; Actinopteri; Cichliformes; Cichlidae
Gene: cldn29
Product: claudin 29
Cellular component (GO): bicellular tight junction; membrane
Molecular function (GO): structural molecule activity
Source: RefSeq, a predicted model, not a curated record